Messenger RNA from Silurus meridionalis, 933 nucleotides. RefSeq names its product odorant receptor 131-2-like. The record is from RefSeq and is a predicted model, not a curated record. Bases 58 to 933 code for a protein of 291 amino acids. Lineage: Eukaryota; Metazoa; Chordata; Actinopteri; Siluriformes; Siluridae. The transcript has 2 exons. Gene Ontology annotation, molecular function: G protein-coupled receptor activity. Gene Ontology annotation, cellular component: membrane. Gene Ontology annotation, biological process: G protein-coupled receptor signaling pathway.
CAGAAUGUUAUUUCAAAGGAAAGCUUUAGCAAUGUACUUACCAAAAACAUAGUAGCCAUGAUAGUGUGGCUUGCCCUUAGUAUCCUCAAUAGCACCAUGACAUCCACUUUCUUUAGACAUAACUUUUUCUAUGAGGACCCACGCUACAUAAUGUUUAUUUACAUGGUCAUCAAUGAUGCAGUCCAACUGACACUUGUAACAGGUCUGUAUGUGGUAAGUUAUGCUUUCUCUAAGAUCUUGGUGUCAGCUUGUUGCCCAUUCAUCAUGAUAGCUGUUCUAACGACACGCUCUACACCCCUCAUCCUUGCUGGGAUGGCCAUUGAACGCUACAUCUCCAUUUGCUUUCCCCUACAUUAUGGCCACAUGUGCACAGUGCAGCGCACCAUCUGGAUCAUCGGGGUUAUCCUUGUAUUAUGUAGUGCACCCCCUCUCACAGACCUCUUUAUAACUCUGGCCAAGGAGCCUGCAUCCUUUUUUAAAACCCUCAUCUUCUGUGACCACUCACUACUUUUCCGUGACCCCUACAUCUACUACAAGAAUUGUGCUUUUGACAGUGUCUAUUUUUCUUUUGUCUUUUUGGCCUUGAUCUAUACAUACUGCAAGAUCAUGCUGACAGCACGAGCAGCUUCCACUGACCUGGUAUCUGUGAAAAAGGCCAGAAACACAGUGCUGCUCCAUGGUGUGCAGCUACUGCUCUGCUUGCUGGCUUUUGUUGUGCCAUCCAUGCAAGCUCCUCUAAUCCAGUUGUUUCCACUGUAUGGCCUAGAAAUACGCUACAUUAACUUUUUGCUGGUAUAUAUCAUCCCACGCUUCUUGAGCCCUAUGAUCUAUGGGGUCAGAGAUGAAAAAUUCAGAAAAUAUUGGAUUAGAUACCUUCUCUAUAGAGUCAACAGGGUGAAACCUACUCAAUACUUGCCUCAAAAACCAGGGUGA